AACAGUUGGAUAUCGAAUCUUUCCUUCUCGUUUUUUUGUGUGAAUUAACGAAAUAAUUCUAAACGAUACAUUAAUUAACGUGACAUUCAUAUUUACGUCGCGUUCGAUCAUGCAUUUUAAUUGUAUUUUUGUGGCGUUAGUGCCAGCAGUGAACGGUGACAAAUCGUUCAAGAAUGCCAAUGAGCGUUAUCGAUUUGAAUCGUUUUUGCAUUCAAUACUGAUUCGUCCUAAAAUGUGUACGCAAUGAGGACUUGCGAAGUAGGUACCUUUCUACACCGUUAUUUAUUAUAAUUUCUGUACAAAUCAGACGAAGAUUCUUCGUCAAUUAUUAUUAGCGAUAGAUAGUGUAUUAAUUCCCCACUUGUAAAUAACAUUGUUGCUGAGGACAAAACUUUCAAAGUAGCACGUUGUACAAUAAAAUUUAUGUUUAAAUCGUUGUUCUGUGUCCUCAAAUACUCUUACCGUAAUGUAAACGUUUAAACAUUUUUUAAACAGCUGUUUAAGUUAGAUGGCACUGCGGAGGGGCAUCUUUAUCAGGACGUUAUCAUUAACCACGAUAUAUGAUUUGUAUUAUGACAUUUACAGAAAACUUGUAUCUUUAUGGUUGAAACACCGUUAUGAUAAAAAAGAAUGUAAAUCUAUCGAAAGGGCACAAGUUCUUAACACAAUGGGGAACCAGGAAUUUAAAAAAAAAAAUUAUUUACUAAGUAUACAAUCGUAUACGAAAUGUGCAUUAUACGCUCCUAUAAACAGUAAUGAGUUAUCAGUUGCAAUUGCAAAUAGAUCAGCUGCCUUAUUUUAUUUAAAUAGAUACGACGAAUGUGUGAAAGAUAUUAACUUGGCUAUUAAGUUAAAUUAUCCCAAGAAUUUACAUUAUAAAUUAUAUUUGCGUGCAGUGCAGUGUUAUUUAAAAUUAGGCAAACAAAAGUUAGCUGAACAAACACUUUCCACAUUACAUGAAAUUGUAAAUAAUCCAGAUUAUAUUACACUUUCAAUAAAAGAUGACAUAGAGAAAAGAAUUUCUGAAAUAACAUUCAAUGUGUCAUGCACACAAAAUGAUACAAAAGAUAUGAGUAAUUUAUUAAAAUUGAAGUCUGAAAUUACAUUUGAUGAGAAUGUUGAUUUUCUACAUGCAUCUGCAAGUAUAGAUAAAAAAUACAAUCAAGAGUUAGGGAGAUAUGUUGUAGCAAAUAGAUUUAUAAAAAAAGGUGAAAUACUUUUUUUGGAGAAACCUGUAAGUUUUGUAUUAUUAAAUUAUGAUGCAUUAAAUAGUCUUUGCCAGCACUGUAAUUGUUUAAAUACAGAUAUUCCCAUUCCAUGCACAAAAUGCUUAAAUACUUUCUACUGUGAUGUAAAUUGUUCAGACCAAGCAUGGUUUUCUUAUCAUACUUGGGAAUGUCCAGGAAACCAAAUGACUCUAUGGAAAGAAAUUGGAAUAGGGCAUUUAGCACUUAAAGUUCUAUUAACAUGUACAACUACAACAGACAUGAUUCAAUUUAAUGAAAUGCAAAAUUUAGUAACUAAUUUUGAUAAAUUACUUAUAGAAGAUUUGACAGUAUAUGGAAUUACAGCUAUUAUGCUUACGAUAUAUUUAUCAGAAUAUACCGAUUUUUUUAAAACAAAUAAUCUUAAUGACUGUCUGGUAAAGAAAUUUUCAGAUAGAUCUUUCAACUCUAACUUUAAUAUUUUAACAAAUAAUGACAAACAACUUUAUGUAAGUUCAUUACUUUUGCGAUAUAUUCUUCAACUUAUUUGUAAUGGACAUGCAAUUGUAACAUCAAACACAUUGUUGAAUAAAAAUGACUCUUUCAUGGACCAAGAUAUUGUGGGCACAGGGAUUUAUCCUUCUGCAAGUAUGAUGAACCACUCUUGCGAUCCUAAUAUAAUUAACAUCUUUAUGGAUCAAUACUUAAUUGUGAGGGCUUCAAAAAACAUUGCAAAAAAUGAAGAAAUUUUCAAUUGUUAUGGUCCAAAUUAUAAACAUAUGUCAAGAGAACAGAGACAGAAAAUUUUAAAAAGUCAAUAUUGCUUUACUUGUAAAUGUAAACAUUGUACUCUCCCAAGUCUACAAUAUUUUGUGGAAAGAUUUAAUGCCAUGAAGUGUUUAAGAUGCAAUGGUGCAUUAUGCAACAUAGAGAAUUCUUUAUGUUGUUUAGAUUGUGGUGAUAGAUCAAGAAUUCAUCAAAAAAAUAAACUAAAACAGGCUGACAAAAUGUUUAAAAAUGCACAAGAUUUAAUUGAUUUAGGAAAAAUGGAAGAAGCAUUAGGCGAAUUAAAAAAAUGUUUAUAUAUUAGAAAGACACUAUUAUAUAAAUAUAAUGUUGAUAUUAUAGCUACUUUGAAUCUGAUGGAAACAAUUUAUACUACAUUGGAUCAAUGGGUGAAUAGUAUAGAAUGCUUAGAAAAUACAAUUAUUGCAACUAUAGAAAGAUUUGGAUCUAACAGUAUAGAGCUACUGAACGAAUUAAAUAAACUUACAGACCUGUGUAUUAUGUAUUUACAAAAAGAAUUAGAUACUACAACGGACACAUACAAAACUCUAUUGGGAAGAACACAUAAAUAUCUGGACCAGCUAGAAGAACUUACGAAUUUUCAUUAUGGAUCAUGGAACAGAGUUUGUGUAGAAAUAAAAAAGAAACGAGAAAAAAUAUAUCAGAUGUAAUAUUUAAGAG
This is a messenger RNA of Hylaeus anthracinus, 2672 nucleotides long. Its product is annotated as SET and MYND domain-containing protein 4-like. Gene Ontology annotation, molecular function: protein binding. The record is from RefSeq and is a predicted model, not a curated record. The coding region runs from base 509 to 2662 and encodes 717 amino acids. NCBI's taxonomy places the organism in Eukaryota, Metazoa, Arthropoda, Insecta, Hymenoptera, Colletidae. The transcript is spliced from 11 exons.